Pieris brassicae (large cabbage white) is the source of this 1195-nucleotide messenger RNA. RefSeq lists its product as uncharacterized. NCBI's taxonomy places the organism in Eukaryota, Metazoa, Arthropoda, Insecta, Lepidoptera, Pieridae. The record is from RefSeq and is a predicted model, not a curated record. Gene Ontology annotation, molecular function: DNA binding; protein heterodimerization activity; structural constituent of chromatin. Gene Ontology annotation, cellular component: nucleosome. Bases 80 to 1063 code for a protein of 327 amino acids. Gene Ontology annotation, biological process: nucleosome assembly. The transcript is spliced from 3 exons.
GUAGUACGUGAGGCACGUACGCAGUGUUGGUUGAUUCUUAAAUUCACUCAGUUUUCAAUUCGAAACUCGCUGGUUCACAAUGACCGGUCGCGGUAAGGGAGGAAAGGGAUUGGGAAAAGGUGGCGCGAAGCGGCACAGGAAGGUGCUCCGUGAUAACAUCCAGGGUAUCACCAAGCCUGCGAUUCGACGUCUGGCGCGCAGGGGUGGCGUGAAACGUAUCUCCGGUCUCAUAUACGAGGAGACCCGCGGUGUUCUCAAGGUUUUCCUCGAGAACGUCAUCCGCGACGCGGUAACCUACACGGAGCACGCCAAGAGGAAGACCGUCACCGCAAUGGACGUCGUGUACGCUCUGAAGCGCCAGGGCCGCACCCUCUACGUUAGUGAGCGAGUUCGAGCAGUCGUCGUAAUGGCACGUACAAAGCAGACAGCCCGUAAGUCCACCGGCGGUAAGGCGCCGCGAAAGCAGCUCGCCACCAAGGCGGCCCGCAAGAGCGCUCCCCCCACCGGCGGCGUGAAGAAGCCUCACCGUUACAGGCCCGGCACCGUCGCGCUGAGAGAGAUCCGUCGCUACCAGAAGAGUACCGAGCUGUUGAUCCGCAAGUUGCCGUUCCAACGUCUGGUGAGGGAGAUUGCGCAGGACUUCAAGACCGACCUCAGGUUCCAGAGCUCCGCCGUGAUGGCGCUUCAGGAGGCGAGCGAGGCGUAUCUGGUGGGUCUCUUCGAGGACACCAACCUGUGCGCCAUUCUCACAAUGACCGGUCGCGGUAAGGGAGGAAAGGGAUUGGGAAAAGGUGGCGCGAAGCGGCACAGGAAGGUGCUCCGUGAUAACAUCCAGGGUAUCACCAAGCCUGCGAUUCGACGUCUGGCGCGCAGGGGUGGCGUGAAACGUAUCUCCGGUCUCAUAUACGAGGAGACCCGCGGUGUUCUCAAGGUUUUCCUCGAGAACGUCAUCCGCGACGCGGUAACCUACACGGAGCACGCCAAGAGGAAGACCGUCACCGCAAUGGACGUCGUGUACGCUCUGAAGCGCCAGGGCCGCACCCUCUACGGUUUCGGAGGUUAAGUUGGGUUCGGUCGUAUAUCCACUGAUAUAUACCUACCUACCUACCUACCUAACUUUAUGUAUUUUUCAACAACAAUAAAAAGGCCCUUUUCAGGGCCGCAUAUGUUUCGAUAAUAAAAAUAAAACGUUAUC